CUCCGUUUUUAUCUUCAUAUCUAGCAGAGUUGCAACCAUCAAAAUCUCCCAAUUCACUCACUCUUACCCCAGCGAUGCCCUCUCUUCCCUCCGCUCCAUAAGAGAAACACUUGUCUCCUCCUUCUUCUGAUAAACCCAAAAGCCCACCAUGUUUUCAAGUUUUGCCCCUCCUGUUUUUCUUUAUUUUCCGAUUUCCACUACUCUCUUACAGAGAAGAAUUUUCCUCGGAGCCAACCAUACCUCUGCCCGCUUCUGCUCCCGUUAACCGUUGUCUUUUUGACGCGAUUCAUUACUUUUAGAUUUAUUUUCGCAUCGUAUAAAACGCAUUUUUUUAAAUUUUUUUUUAAAAUUUGUUGCUUAAAGCUGUAUAGAGUGAUAGUCAUGGAGCCUACCACCGGCAAGCAUAGCUUUCUCAGGAAUGUAAUGGCGCGUGUGCUUUUAUUUGGCGUUUUGAUCAUCAUCGUUCGAUUUGCUUUCGUCGUCACUAUAGCCGGUGAGUCCUGUAAUAUUGGAGACUUCUGCUUUUUCUCCCUGCCGGAGAACUUCAGCUUCAUCAUCGCUGGGAGCGGGGCCCGCGCUUCGGCGGUGAACAGAGUGGUUAGGCCGGCUGGUCCUACUCAACCCGAUCUAUACACUAGCAAAGACUGGAUCAAGGCCGUUCAUUUUUACUCCUCGGUGUUUCAAGAUCUAAUCACAGAAGGCUACCUCUCUCCGAACUCCAAGUCCCUGUGCGUUGAAACACCAAACGGACAGGACGUCUAUGCCUUGAAAGAGAUCGGCGUUUCGGACUCGGUUGGAAUUUUCAAGAAAGCUUUUAAGCCUUUGGUAAUCUCCAGUAAAACGAAUCGCAUAGCGUUCGAUGACGAUACCUUUGAUUUCGUUUUCUCCGGUCAGGGCGGCUUUGACAAAGCGUCACGGCCGUUGGAUCUGGCAUCGGAGAUUUCACGGACGCUGAAACCCGAAGGGUUUGUGGUGGUCCACGUGAGGGCAAAAGAUACGUAUAGCUUCAAUUCAUUCCUUGAUUUGUUCAAUUCUUGCAAAUUGAUAAAAUCUCAUAAUAUAGAUGGUUAUGAUUCAUCCAUGCCUUACAUUAGAGAAAUUAUUCUGCAAAAACACAGUGGAAUUUUUGGCCGUGGGGUGAAGGAGCCCGGCGUCAAUUCGGUGAAUAAGUGCUCUGUCCCUGAGCAUAAGAGGGACUUGGUCCGUAAUGCUGAGCCGUUGAUCAAAGAAGAGCCGUUGAAGCCAUGGAUUACAUUGAAACGGAAUAUAAAGAACGUAAAGUAUUUGCCAUCAAUGGUUGAUAUAAGCUUUAAGAAUAGAUACGUUUAUGUUGAUGUUGGAGCUAGGAGUUACGGCUCUAGUAUUGGCAGUUGGUUCAGGAAGCAAUAUCCAAAACAGAAUAGGACUUUUGAUGUGUAUGCAAUUGAGGCUGAUAAGACUUUUCAUGAAGAGUAUAGGGUGAAGAAAGGGGUUACAUUAUUGCCAUAUGCAGCUUGGGUGAGGAAUGAGACGUUGUCUUUCGAAAUUAAUCACGACCCUGGUCAGGAAGUCAAGGAUAAAGGGAGAGGAAUGGGGAGAAUUCAGUCAGUAAAAUUGUCAAAACAGGAUGAUGAGAGUUUUAAUGGAGAGGUGGAUGAGAUACAGGGGUUUGAUUUUGCAAUGUGGUUGAAGAAGACUGUAACAGAGAAGGACUUUGUGGUGAUGAAAAUGGAUGUAGAAGGGACUGAGUUUGAUUUGAUACCGCGGCUGUUUAAGACUGGAGCUAUUUGUUUGAUUGAUGAAAUCUUUCUUGAAUGCCAUUACAAUAGGUGGCAAAGAUGUUGCCCUGGACAGAGGAGCACCAAAUAUGAGAAAACUUAUGGACAAUGCUUAGGGCUGUUUACUUCUUUGAGAGAGAGUGGAAUUCUUGUUCAUCAGUGGUGGUGAUUGGUAACAGUUCUAUAAAUCUAUUGUAACAUUUUAGGGGUUUUUUUAAUUAAAAAAAGAAAAAGAAAUAUUAGAUGCUUU
Hevea brasiliensis (rubber tree) is the source of this 2007-nucleotide messenger RNA. RefSeq lists its product as uncharacterized. Gene Ontology annotation, molecular function: S-adenosylmethionine-dependent methyltransferase activity. The transcript has a single exon. Lineage: Eukaryota; Viridiplantae; Streptophyta; Magnoliopsida; Malpighiales; Euphorbiaceae. The record is from RefSeq and is a predicted model, not a curated record. Bases 382 to 1926 code for a protein of 514 amino acids.